CCAAAAGGCAAAAGGAAGCACGAGCACGCACGCGCGCGAUCCACCCCUCACACGGCAAGCAAGCGGAGGCGUCCUCCGUCCCCUCCCCCGGCUCGUGCUCGCCCCGCGCCUUGCUCGCAAAGAUCUGCUGGUGGCUCGGCCCGCGGGCCGCGAUGAGCUGCGGGGGGCAGGCCGGCGGGUGGCUGCUGGACUACGGGCUGGUGGAGGAGGAGAUCCAGGGCUCCGAGUUCAUCUACAUGGUCGACGACCCGGCCGUCUCCAGCGUGAUACUGGGGUUCGAUGCUCCCAGGAAGGAGGACGGCGUCCAGGACAACCCCGCCGCCAAGAAGAGAUCCCGGCCGGAGUCCAGCGCCCCACCCGGCACCAAGGCUUGCCGUGAAAAGCUCCGGCGAGACAGGCUCAACGAAAGGUUCAACGAACUCUGUGCCAUCUUGGAGCCCGGGAAGCCGCCCAAGGCCGACAAAGUCGACAUUCUAAGUGACGCUGCCCGCCUCCUGAACCAGCUGCGUGCUGAGGCCCAAAAGCUCAAGCAAUCAAAUGAAUCGCUCCAGGAUUCCAUCAAGAGCCUCAAGGCUGAGAAGUCUGAGCUGCGCGACGAGAAGACGAGGCUGAAGGCCGAGAGGGAGAGGCUGGAGCAGAUGCUCAAGGGCGUCAGCGCCGCGGCUGCCCCGGCACCCUUCCUCCCGCACCCUGCCGCAUCCGCGCCGUCAUUCCACCCGGCCGCGUUUGCCCAGGCCGGCAAGUUCGUCCUGUACCCCACCUACCCGCCACCGGCCGCGUUCUGGCAGUGGAUACCGCCGACGUCCCUGGACACGUCCAAGGACCCUGCGCACUGGCCGCCGGUCGCGUAGUCGGCCAACUGGGCUUUGCACCUGGUGUAGAAUUUGACCAAAGCACGCCUGAAGAAAACUUCGGGGGUUGCUGAUUGUGUAGCAGUGUUUGUGCUUUGUGUCGUGGAUAAAGGUCAGUGAGUGACAGGAUAUACUAAAAUUCAGCUGAUCAUUGCCGAUGGAGAUGUCUAUGUAACAGUCCUAAUUUUAAAGCAAUGAAGGUGAUAUGAUUAAACUA
This is a messenger RNA of Panicum virgatum (switchgrass), 1068 nucleotides long. RefSeq names its product transcription factor ILR3-like. Gene Ontology annotation, molecular function: DNA-binding transcription factor activity; protein dimerization activity. Bases 153 to 851 code for a protein of 232 amino acids. Gene Ontology annotation, biological process: intracellular iron ion homeostasis; regulation of DNA-templated transcription. The transcript has 6 exons. The record is from RefSeq and is a predicted model, not a curated record. Lineage: Eukaryota; Viridiplantae; Streptophyta; Magnoliopsida; Poales; Poaceae.